UCGUGCAUAACUCAUCAACUCUUUCUCUUUCUCUCUCUCACAUUUCUUUUAUGAUCAUGGAGUUGGAAAGCAUGCUCAAGUUUCUUGAGAACAAGACUAUUUUAGUCACUGGUGCUACUGGCUUUCUAGCAAAAGCUUUUGUGGAGAAAAUACUGCGAGUGCAACCAAAUGUCAAAAGGCUUUAUCUUCUCAUAAGAGCUUCAGAUCUUGCAUCUGCCACACAACGCUUGCAUGAUGAGAUCAUUGAAAAGGAAUUAUUUAGGGUUGUCAGGGAGAAGUGGGGUGCAGAUCUAGAUUCCUUUAUAUCUGAGAAGGUUAUGGCAAUCUCCGGCGAUGUCUCAUAUGAGAAUUUGGGAAUCAAAGAUUCUAAACUAAGAAACGAUAUGUGGAAAGAAAUAGACAUCAUCUUAAAUUCUGCCGCUACCACAACGUUUGAUGAAAGAUACGACGUCGCAUUGGGCAUCAAUACAUUUGGCGCUGUGCAUGUUUCGAGCUUCGCCAGGAAUUGUAUCAACUUAAAAGUUCUCCUCCAUGUGUCAACCGCCUAUGUGUGCGGCGAAAAGAAGGGGCAAAUACUAGAGAGCCCAUUUGAGAUGGAAGAAACGCUCAAUGGAAGCUCAAAAUUAGAUAUUAAAGCAGAGAAACACCUUGUGGAUGCGUACCUAAACGAACUACGAGGAGAAGGCGCCACUGAAAGAACCAUCACAUCCACCAUGAGGGAUCUUGGAAUGAAAAGGGCGAAACUAUAUGGAUGGCCAAACACUUAUGUCUACACGAAGGCAAUGGGAGAGAUGCUUUUAGGACGGUUUAGAGAGAACCUGCCCCUUGUUAUCAUACGGCCCACCAUGGUAUCCAGCACUUAUAAAGAGCCAUUUUCUGGUUGGAUUGAAGGCGUGAGAACCAUUGACGGCGUAGUUGCUGCCUACGGUAAAGGGAAAUUGAAAAGCUUUCUUGGCCAUCAUGAGACAAUCUUAGAUAUAAUACCAGUAGACAUGGUGGUAAAUUGUAUGAUUGUGGCCAUGGUGGCUCGUGCAAAUCAAUCUUCUCAUAUCAUCCUCCAUGUGGGGUCUUCCUGGAGAAAUCCAAUAAAAUUUUCAACUUUUAGAAAUAUCAUUUUCCGGUACUUCACUGAAAAUCCGUUGGUUAGUAAAAAUGGAGAAUCAAUCAAAGUCGACAAGGGGAUAGUGUUGAGCAGUAUGGCUAUUUUUCGUGCAUACAUGGCUAUUCGAUAUGUACUUCCACUCAAGGUACUUCGAAUAGCGAAUGCAGUUAUUUCCCAGUAUUAUAAGGAUUCGAUUAUUGAUCUUGAGCGAAAGAUAAAUUCAGGGAUGCGAUUGGCUGAACUUUACAAACCAUAUGUGUUCUUUAUGGGCAGAUUUGAUGACUCCAACACAGAAAAGCUACAAAUGGCGACAAGUGAGAGUGGUGGCGAUUCACAUUUGUUUGGCUUUGAUCCAAAGUGCAUUGAUUGGGAAGACUACAUUAUGAAUACUCAUAUUCCUGGCCUAAAAAAGUAUGCAUUGAAAAUAUAACUUGGAGGAUUUUAUGUUUUCACUAGGCAUGAUGUACUGGGCUUUUUAAGAAUUUUCUUUUAUUAAUAUGGCGCGCAUGCAGUAUCCUCGUAUAUCUGCCUUUCUGUUUAGAAACUUCC
Messenger RNA from Corylus avellana, 1651 nucleotides. RefSeq names its product fatty acyl-CoA reductase 3-like. Gene Ontology annotation, cellular component: intracellular membrane-bounded organelle. The record is from RefSeq and is a predicted model, not a curated record. Lineage: Eukaryota; Viridiplantae; Streptophyta; Magnoliopsida; Fagales; Betulaceae. Gene Ontology annotation, biological process: long-chain fatty-acyl-CoA metabolic process; suberin biosynthetic process. Gene Ontology annotation, molecular function: alcohol-forming very long-chain fatty acyl-CoA reductase (NADP+) activity.